AUGAAUGAUGAUUGUUCACAAACUAAAACUAAUUCUGAUAUACCUACAACCCAACAGAGUUCGGACAUACAAUUAAAUAACAAUUUAAACUGUUCACAAUCCACUUCUUAUGAAAUACCAGAUAAAGCUUUGCCGCGGGUAGAAGUUGAUUUAUUUUCUGAUUCUGAUAAAGAUUCUAUUAAUUCAGAUAAAUUUAAUUAUGAAGAAAUUAACAUUACUUCGGAAAAUGACGAAUUGGAAACAAAUAGUGUUGAACAUUCAGAUGACCCAAGUGACUGGCCACUAAAAUUAACCGACUCAAUUCGAAUAUCACUUAUAAAAAAAGGGCCUGUGCAAAUUAAAAAUUAUUCUUUUCCGAAAAACCAAUUAAGUAGGAAAUNUAAAAAUUAUUCUUUUCCGAAAAACCAAUUAAAUAGGAAAUUUUCUGAUGCUUAUUAUCAACGAAUUUUGAAUAAUGGAGAAAAAAUAGAAAGAUCCUGUUUUAAAAAAGAUUCAGGUAUGGUCUCUGAAUGUGGAUAUAACGAUUGGCGUAAUUUAACAGGCCAUUUAAAAAUUCACGAAACCUCAAAAACAAACAUUCUUCAUUUUUCAACUUGGCACGAAAUGGUUAUAAAAUUAAAAUUAAAUCAAACUAUUGAUUCUCAUAAUCAACGUAAAAUAGAAUCUGAAAUAAAACAUUGGAGGUCCUCAAAUUCAAAAUGA
Messenger RNA from Daktulosphaira vitifoliae (grape phylloxera), 702 nucleotides. RefSeq names its product zinc finger MYM-type protein 5-like. The transcript is spliced from 3 exons. The coding region runs from base 1 to 702 and encodes 233 amino acids. NCBI's taxonomy places the organism in Eukaryota, Metazoa, Arthropoda, Insecta, Hemiptera, Phylloxeridae. The record is from RefSeq and is a predicted model, not a curated record.